CUUUUAAAAAACACUUGUAAACGCUUGCUUCUGUCUGCCCGCUCUCUCUGUCUACUUCUCUGUCUCUCUUCGAUCCACGCCCAUGGAGUCCGUACAGAUGGAGGAGCUCACCUCAGGUGCGAGCGGUCGUAUUAUACCGGUUUUCAGGAACCUUCGACGGUCAGUGCUCUCGUGGCAGUCGAUUCGUCGGUCGCUCAUUUUCAUCCAUUCGAUCUUCCUCUGGUUGAUACUCCUCUUGCCACGCCACCGCCUUUCCUCGUCUGCGCAGUCGCCCCCAGCGCCGGUGAAAUCCUGUAGGAGGAGAUCGGUGUUCCGGCGUGAUGAGGAGGAUACUCUCAAGCGCCGAGCCUUAGCUGAGGGUUUGGAGAUGGUGACGGAGAGCGAAGACGGGACGAGCCUGUGCCGGUGCGCUACGUCCUUGUUCUACGGAACCAGAAGGAAUGCUUUGUUCUGCCGGUCGUGGUUUCCGGUCGCUGGUGAAAUGAAGGGUAUUAUGAUCAUCAUACAUGGGCUUAACGAGCACAGUGGAAGAUAUGCGGAUUUUGCAAAGCAACUAACCUCAUGCAGCUUUGGUGUCUAUGCAAUGGACUGGAUAGGUCAUGGUGGGAGUGAUGGAUUGCAUGGAUAUGUACCUUCACUUGAUCAUGUUGUUGCGGACACUGGUGCUUUCUUGGAAAAGAUUAAAUCAGAGAACCCGGGGAUACCAUGUUUCCUUUUUGGUCACUCAACUGGAGGGGCUGUUGUUUUAAAGGCAGCUUCGUAUCCUGAGAUUGAAGGAAUACUGGAGGGAAUUGUAUUGACCUCCCCUGCUCUGCGUGUGAAGCCAGCCCAUCCAAUAGUUGGGGCUGUGGCGCCUAUAUUUUCUCUCGUCGUUCCAAGAUACCAGUUCAAAGGUGCCAACAAAAGGGGCAUUCCAGUUUCAAGGGAUCCUGCGGCAAUGUUGGCCAAGUACUCUGAUCCUUUGGUCUAUACCGGACCCAUAAGGGUCCGCACAGGCCAUGAGAUUUUGCGCAUCUCCUCUUACCUGACACGGAACUUCAAGUCUGUAACCGUCCCAUUCCUUGUCCUUCAUGGAACUGCAGAUAGAGUAACUGAUCCGCUCGCCUCUCAGGAUUUAUACACUGAGGCAGCCUCCAGGUGCAAAAACAUAAAGCUCUAUGAUGGCUUCUUGCACGACCUCCUCUUCGAGCCUGAGCGUGAAGAAAUCGCACAGGACAUCAUUGAUUGGAUGGAGAAGAGAUUAUGCGGGCAUGAUUUUGAAAAUGUCCACAGCCAUUGGUGAUUACAAUAAUAGCUAGCCCUUAAGUUCUGGGUAUAGCCUUCAAUGAAGCAAGGCAGACAACAUCACACCCUAGAAUUUAAAUUCGUCCGACCGAAUGAACGCUACACAUGUAUGUAUUUGGGUUUUUUUAUUUUUGUUCAAGAAUUGAAACAUACUUAAAUUCUAAAUGUAGUGGCUUGUUUUCUUACCAAA
Messenger RNA from Vitis vinifera (wine grape), 1474 nucleotides. Its product is annotated as monoglyceride lipase-like. Gene Ontology annotation, molecular function: lipase activity. The record is from RefSeq and is a predicted model, not a curated record. Gene Ontology annotation, cellular component: membrane. The transcript has 7 exons. Bases 83 to 1282 code for a protein of 399 amino acids. Lineage: Eukaryota; Viridiplantae; Streptophyta; Magnoliopsida; Vitales; Vitaceae.